GACACUCUGAAUAACAACUCUCUGGGGAAAAAGCACAGUUGGCAGGAGCGGGUGUCCCGGUCGUCGUCCCCUCUGAAAACGGGUGAGCAGACCCCUCCCCACGACCACGUUUGCCUGAGUGAUGAGGUCAAUCACCAAAACAGCACAACCUCCACCAAAGACCGGGGCACAUCCACGGAGAGCCCGUGCCGGCGCACAGCAGCCACCCAGAUGGCACCCGCCUGCGUCACCUCAUCCCGGCCACCCGAGAAGCACCAGACCACCAGCCGACCCCCACCGCACGGUGCCAGCGUGGUGGUGGUGACGACGAGGGUCCCCGAGGCCCACCGGGACCGCAUUCGCUACCAGACGGACGUGAGGCUGGAGGCCACAGAGGAGAUCUACCUGACACCCGUGCAGAAGAACUCGGACCCACUGGAGACUGACAAGCCCUUCCUGUCUCAGUCCAGUGAGAAUCGCAUGUCCAUCAGCUCCGACGUCGACACCUCUGGAUAUUCAGCCCUGGCGGGGAAAACCAACCCCUCCAUCAGCGAGGAGGAUGAGGUGCUGGACUACAUGUCCUCCCCCGACAAGACGAACCUGUCCAGGGCUUCCUGUGGUGGUGGGAGCGGUGGCUCCCGGCCAGGGCACAACCUUCAGAGAGCCUCGGUGAGUUCGGACACCAGUGCCCUCUCCUACGACUCGGUGAAAUACACGCUGGUGGUGGACGAGAACGUGCAGCUGGAGCUGGUCAGCCUCAAGCAGUGCUACUCGGGCUACAGCGACGAGAGCGACUCGGCCACCGUCUAUGACAACUGCAUCUCCUCGCCCUACGAGUCGGCCAUCGGCGAGGAGUACGAGGAGGACGCGCUGAAGCACGACUCGGUCUGCCUCUCCGAGGACUCCACUCCUGAGGCGGACAUCCACUUCUCCAAGAAGUUCCUCAACGUCUUCAUGAGCGGCCGGGCACGCUCCUCCAGUGCCGAGUCCUUCGGGUUGUUCUCCUGCGUGAUCAACGGGGAGGAGCAGGAGCAGACCCACCGCGCCGUCUUUAGGUUUGUGCCUCGCCAUGCGGAUGAGCUGGAGCUGGAGGUGGAUGAUCCUUUGCUGGUGGAGGUGCAGGCAGAAGAUUACUGGUAUGAGGCCUACAACAUGCGGACGGGCGACCGGGGCAUUUUUCCUGCCUACUACGCUAUCGAAGUCACCAAGGACCCAGACCACGUAACAGCUCUGGCCAAGAGCAGCGACUGGGUGGACCAGUUUCGGGUGAAGUUCCUUGGCUCCGUGCAGGUUCCCUAUCACAAGGGCAACGACGUGCUGUGCGCGGCCAUGCAGAAGAUUGCCACCACGCGCCGCCUCACUGUGCACUUUAACCCACCCUCCAGCUGCGUCCUGGAGAUCAGCAUGCGUGGGGUCAAGAUUGCCGUGAAAGCCGAUGACUCCAAGGAGCACAGCAAGGUAAACAAGUGUAGCCAUUUUUUCCAGCUGAAGAACAUUUCCUUUUGUGGGUACCAUCCAAAGAACAACAAAUAUUUUGGGUUCAUCACCAAGCACCCUGCUGACCACAGAUUUGCCUGUCACGUCUUUGUCUCGGAGGAGUCCACGAAGCCACUGGCGGAGUCCGUAGGGAGAGCUUUUCAGCAAUUCUACAAGGAGUAUGUGGAGUACACGUGCCCCACGGAGGACAUCUACCUGGAGUAGGGGCUGGCACAGGCACCUCCUGCCCAGCCAGGGCUGCAGACUCGCCCCUUCCCCCGGCCGUGCAUGGACAAGAGCUGCUUUGAGCCUGGAAGAGGAGCGGGCCCGGGGCAGGGCUCCCCGGGGCCUGGAGCGAUGCCUCUUUUCGUGACUUCCCUU
This is a messenger RNA of Cariama cristata (Red-legged seriema), 1836 nucleotides long. RefSeq names its product mitogen-activated protein kinase 8 interacting protein 1 (gene MAPK8IP1). Gene Ontology annotation, biological process: regulation of JNK cascade. The annotation marks the transcript as partial. The record is from RefSeq and is a predicted model, not a curated record. Gene Ontology annotation, cellular component: cytoplasm. NCBI's taxonomy places the organism in Eukaryota, Metazoa, Chordata, Aves, Cariamiformes, Cariamidae. Gene Ontology annotation, molecular function: protein binding. The transcript is spliced from 9 exons.